CCCCCGAGGUAGAGCCUGGACGGCGCCGAGGAGCGCGGAGCGGCGCGCAGCCGGCUUGCCCGCCCGCCAGCCAGAGACGGCCGUCCGGCCUCGCGCCCGCCUUUUCCCUCCAGCCCGGACCCCCCUGAAAUAUGUUCAGGGGCGCUUGGAUGUGGCCCGGGAAAGACGCCGCCGCGCUGACUAUCUGCUGCUGCUGCUGGGCUCCCAGGCCGAGCGACAAACCUUGCGCCGACUCCGAGCGGGCGCAGCGAUGGCGACUGUCCCUGGCGUCCCUGCUCUUCUUCACCGUGCUGCUCGCUGACCAUCUGUGGCUGUGCGCGGGGGCCCGGCCCCGGGCCAGGGAGCUGAGCAGCGCCAUGCGGCCGCCCUGGGGGACCGGCCGGGAGCGGCAGCCGGUGCCUCCUCGCGCGGUGCUGCCGCCGCAGCCGCCCGGCCAGCCCAGCGCGCCCCCAGGCACCUGCGGCCCGCGAUACAGCAACCUGACCAAAGCCGCCCCCGCCGCCGGUCCCGGGCCGGACUGCGGCGGCGUCCCAGAACCCACGGGGCUGGACGCAGCUUGCACCAAAUUGCAAUCUUUGCAGAGACUUUUCGAACCGACCACCCCAGCGCCCCCUCUACGGCCCCCCGACUCCCCUUCCCGUGCCCCGGCCGAGUUCCCCACCGCCAAAAAAAACUUGCUCAAAGGCCACUUUCGGAACUUCACUCUUUCCUUUUGCGACACCUACACGGUCUGGGACUUGCUGCUGGGCAUGGACCGCCCCGACAGCCUGGACUGCAGCCUGGACACCCUGCUGGGGGACCUGCUGGCCGUGGUGGCUAGCCCGGGCUCCGGGGCCUGGGAGGUGUGUAGCAACUGUAUCGAGGCGUACCAGCGGCUCGACCGACAUGCUCAGGAAAAAUAUGACGAGUUCGACCUCGUGCUGCAUAAAUACUUACAGGCAGAAGAGUACUCAAUCCGGUCCUGCACGAAAGGCUGUAAGGCUGUCUACAAGGCCUGGCUGUGCUCAGAAUACUUCAGCGUGACCCAGCAGGAAUGCCAGCGCUGGGUGCCCUGCAAGCAAUACUGCCUGGAGGUGCAGACCCGGUGCCCCUUUAUCCUCCCUGACAAUGAGGAAAUGGUGUACGGAGGGCUCCCUGGCUUUAUCUGUACAGGGUUGCUGGAUACUUCGCCAAAGCGGCCGGAAACCAAGUGCUGUGAUGUGCAGUGGGUCUCCUGUGAGUCGGAGAAGAAGAAGUUCAAGGAGUCUGAAGCCCCCAAAACCCACCACCAGCAAUUCCACCACUCUUACUUCCACCACUACCACCAACAGUACCCCCACUACCACCCCCGCCACGACCCCCCAGGCCGCCUCAGCCACAAUCCCUCCCUGCUGCCGGUCUCUGGGGGCUCCCGCCUCAGUCCCAGCAGGAUCCGGCUCUACGUCCUUGUUCUCAUGCUCCUCCAUACCAUGGUGUCCUUCUCCAGCGGCCAGGGUGGUGGGGGGCCGGGCCUGGAGGCGCUGCCUGCCCUAGACGAGGGCCUGACUCGGGAAGAGUGACAGCAAGGAGGGAGAUCAGACCUCCACCACACACCGACAUCAGCUCCAGCGCCCCCCCUCCCAGGGGGAGGGGGAGGGGGCCCCUCCCAGGGGAGGUGUAGGACCAGGUGGGGGGUGGGGUAAAUGGGGCAAUCACACAUCGCCCCCUACCAACCCCCACUCCAAAAGCAGCUCCAACAGAACCGCCAGAGGGCCCCAGGGAGCUGCAAAACUCAUCCGGGAGAAAAAAGGCAGGAGCAGCAGGUGCCCCCCUCCCAGGCCCCCAUCUAUGGGGCUUAGCCAAAAAAAAAGGGGGGAGUGGGGGGUGGAAAUGCCCACCGCCACUGAGAGCCGACCCCAAAGAAGGAGGCUGCUUACCCAGCCUUGGCCCUUCAGGUAAUGUUGGGGGGCACAGAGGGGAGAAGCUCUUUCCCCCCUCCGCAUUCCUUUUGUUGCCACGAUCCUUAAUUCCCUCCUGCCCACACCCCUACAGGCAAUGGCAGACGACGCAGCGGCCCUCCUCCCGCUCCAGCGCACCUUGUCCCAUGUGGGGCCGCCACAGGGAAGGGCCAGGCUGGGACAUGAGGUGUACGCAGUUGCAGCUGGGUCAGGGCCCCAGUUAAGCUGUGCCCCAGCACCCUAGGCGAUGAGGUAUAGGAAUGGGGUGCAGAACGAGUGGCGGGAGAGAGCAGAGACAGGGAAGAGGGAGAGGAGAGGAGAGACGUGAGCAGAGGGCUUAGAGGGAUGGCUCAGUGGGCUGUCACCACCUGGCUUUGGGGAGGCAGAUGAUCAGUGUUGACGCAGGCUCGAGGACACGUCCCCGAAUCAGAAAGGGCUGUGUAAGGAGCCCUCUGGAGAAGGCCUGCGUUCUUGGGCCUUGAAACAGAAGGCUGAGGGCACAUGGUCAGACUGCCGCUGUCUGAAGGGCCAUAUCUUACAGAAGGUGCACACACUCCCAAGGGCCACUCUUGCCCUGGAGAUCUUGGCCUUGGGGCCAAAGACGUUUCCAUUUCUGAUCUCCAUGGGGAGGAGGGACUUAAGCCCAAGAGGGUCAGGCCUGGCCUGGGUCCCCAGACUCCCCCAUCUCGUCCUAGCCCAGGCCUCCAUGAAGGAAACCCUGGUGGCGUUGCCCCAGAGCUUUCCAGAGAUGAGCCUCCCCCAUCCCCAGCCUGCCCCCAUCCCCAGCCUACCAAAGAGUAUUCAUCCCUUCUCAUCCCUGACCCCGUGGGUUACUAUCCCAAUUGUGGAACCACCAGACUGCUCCUCACCCUGUAGCAGGUCCCCUAAUCCAGCCACCCCUGCCCCUAGCUGGAGAAAGUCCAGAAACUGGCAAGAGGAACUGCUAAAUAAAGACGAUGUGCUGUGGUCCCUUGGUUGAGAGACUUGAAGUGUUUAGUCAGGCUAGAGAGCUGCACGAGAGAAGAGGCCUGGAGAGCCCCUUGGGGGCCGUUAGCCUUGUGCCGGUCUCCUAGGAGUGGGAGGCCACAUGGCCUGGGACAUCUACAAGCCAAUAGGAGCAGACGAGAAAGGAAGCCACAACUGUGUUCCUGGGACAGGCCAAGUGGCUUUCAGUGCCAGAAGGGCCUGUGUCCUGGGAUGCAAUGCC
Molecule: messenger RNA, 3123 nt
Organism: Physeter macrocephalus (sperm whale)
Lineage: Eukaryota; Metazoa; Chordata; Mammalia; Artiodactyla; Physeteridae
Gene: NALF2
Product: NALCN channel auxiliary factor 2
Exons: 3
Coding region: 132-1538 (468 amino acids)
Biological process (GO): calcium ion import across plasma membrane
Cellular component (GO): plasma membrane
Molecular function (GO): stretch-activated, monoatomic cation-selective, calcium channel activity
Source: RefSeq, a predicted model, not a curated record